This is a messenger RNA of Corythoichthys intestinalis (scribbled pipefish), 2549 nucleotides long. Its product is annotated as NUAK family SNF1-like kinase 1. The record is from RefSeq and is a predicted model, not a curated record. Gene Ontology annotation, cellular component: cytoplasm. Gene Ontology annotation, molecular function: ATP binding; protein serine/threonine kinase activity. Bases 133 to 2106 code for a protein of 657 amino acids. Gene Ontology annotation, biological process: intracellular signal transduction; protein phosphorylation. Lineage: Eukaryota; Metazoa; Chordata; Actinopteri; Syngnathiformes; Syngnathidae. The transcript has 7 exons.
UUGCCUUGGAAGUUCACUGCAUCCACUGCCAGCGAUGUACUGUACAACAUUGGCUUGGACAGUCUUUGCUCAUCAGCUGCUUGUUAGCCCCCCGAAUGGGCAGUAUCUGGUCGGACUGUGUCGUUUCGCACAAUGGGUAGACGUGAUGGGGACAGCAGAGGGGCGAUGAUCACCGGCGCCCGCUCCGAGCUCGUCUUCCGGCAGGACUCUCCUCAGAGGCUGGGCGGGCGCAGUGAAUGCGGGCCGGACGCCGACAUGGAUGCUGCGGGUCGGCCUGCGAUGGAAGUGAAGAAGCACCAGCACAAACAUAACUUGAAACACCGCUAUGAGCUGAUGGAGACGCUGGGGAAGGGAACCUACGGCAAAGUGAAGAAGGCCGUAGACAGAGCAAGCCAGAAAACGGUGGCCAUCAAGACAAUCCGAAAGGAUCGCAUCACUGAAGACAUUGACAGAAUUCACAUCCAGAGGGAGAUUGAGAUAACGUCUUCACUCAUGCACUCCCACAUCAUACGCUUCCUCGAAGUGUUUGAGAGCCAUGAUAAGAUUGUGAUAGUGAUGGAGUACGCCAGCAGGGGAGAGCUGUACGAUUACAUUCUGGAAAAGAGGAAGCUUUCGGAAACAGAAGCCCGAAGCAUCUUCCGGCAAAUAACGUCAGCUGUCCAUUACUGUCACAAGAAUGGUGUUGUGCAUAGAGACCUUAAGCUGGAGAACAUCCUUUUGGAUCAAGAUUUCAAUGUUAAGCUUGCUGACUUUGGCCUUUCCAAUCAGUACCAGAGAGGCACUCUGCUCCAGACGUUCUGUGGAAGUCCACUCUAUGCGGCCCCAGAAAUUGUGACUGGGCUGCCCUACGAGGGACCAGAGGUGGACUGCUGGGCACUAGGUGUGUUGUUGUAUGCGCUUGUAUAUAGCAGCAUGCCAUUUGAUGGGGCCAGUCAUUCCAAGCUUAAAGAGCAGAUUUGCCAAGGUCGCUAUCGAAGACCCAACCUUCCUUCAGACGCCUGCGCGCUUAUCGACUGGUUGCUGACAGUGCGUGUGGAUGAGAGGGCCACGAUCGAGGAUGUAGCCAAUCAUUGGUGGGUGAACUGGGGAUACGAGGAGAGUGUAUGUGACUGCACACCAACAGCACACCCAGACUGUCCCUCCCCCUUGUUGGCUCGCUACAUAGACUGGCAGAAUCGGGUUGUCAGCAGUUUGGCCUCAGAGCCUGGUUGCCUUGCUGUGGAAUCCAACCGCCAACCACUUAACCGUCAUUACUUUAGCUUGCCUCAUAGGGCUGAGAGAGGGGGAAGAGUUCGAGGAGGAAUGUCCACCGUCAGAAAAUCUCCCAAGGAGAAUACCAUUGCACAGACUACACAAGGAGCAUGUGGUGGAUCAGCAUUUGCCUGCGCAGCGCUGUCCCUCACCUCCACCUCUGAGAGAAAGAAACCCAAAAGUAUUCUUAAACACCAGAGGAGUUUUGAGUCUGUUUUGCACAGCUCUUCCAAAGAUAGUCGACCCCCAUGCACCGUUGAUCCCCAACUUUAUCAAACACAUGCACUUGGUGAGGUUCUGUCUGCCAAUCUGCAAUCUCCCUAUACAUUUACACAGCCUUCCUCUAAAAUGCCUAAAAAGGGCAUUCUUAAGAACAUGUAUGAAGGGGAGUCAGUAGUCAUCUCCUCAGUAGGUAGAGAGUCCAGAGAGAGUGAUGCGAGAGAUGCCCGAUUGAAAAAACAGCACACAUUAGUCCCAGCAACAGACGACAGUCCAACCAUGCACCCAGGAGCUGUGAGAAGACGGAAGGGUAUUCUCAAACGUAACGGCAAAUUCUCACGCAGCCUGGACCUUCCAGACGAACAGAGUUUACCACCACCUUCCGAUCAGACAUUCCCAGAUACUUUGCAGCAGUUCCUCCAGGCUAAAAUGGGAAUAGAUGACCACCACAGCCGUCCUUCCAGCGUCAUGAGCGAAGACAGCCUUUUCUCCAGUGACUCCUUUGACUUGCUGGAUCUUAGCACGCAGUCACAACGCAGUUUUUUUCCCCAUGGAGUGCAGCACAGUGCAUGUAGCUCAGAGGAGGACCUGAGAGGUGAAACAUGUCAAAGUGAAGGAUGUGAGGCUAGUUGGUGAUGACACACUUCAAUGUGGUGGCUAAUUUAAAGACUUUAUCGGGAAAUGAUAGAUUUGUUUCAAAAUACAAUGUACGUAUAUGAUUGAAGACUAUGGAACUGCAUUUGGGUGAUUUACAUUAGAAAAUCACUUUUUUCUGGACAUAUUGGACUUCGUUGAACGCCGAAUAGGUCACUGUCGAGUCCACUGUACUUUCCAUGAAGGCACUUAGUUCAGUGACUCUACGGUCAAGUGACACUUUAUGAUGGAGUUCUCGAGAUGGGUCUCAAUUUAGUAGCAAGACGUUUUCCAACCAGUUGCACUGCUGCUCUCUUUGUUUAGAGAUGUAUAUCUAAUUCCUGUGUGGCUAUGCAUGUACUAGUACAACAUACAGUGUAUUACAAAAGUGAGUACACCCCUCGCAUUUCUGCAGAUAUUUAAGUAUAUCUUUUCAUGGGACAACA